CGGGAGGCUCCUCCCUCGCGGUCUGCCAGGCCUUGGGUGCUUCUCGGUGCCCCUUCCCCAUUGCUUUGCUUCCCACAGUGCCCGGUGCGUGCCCCUCACUUUUGGCGCCCGGCUGUGUGGCUGCGCGCAGUUUCCCAUGGUUCGGUGCUACCCGCUACACGGCGCAAUCCCGCAGGGCCACCCAGACUGCGCACGGCGUGGACUCGGCCCAGUGCAAAGUUUCCCUGACCCACAGGCAGUGGACGCGUAGGUGACAGCAGCCCCAGAGGUCGCCGAAGUCCGCGGCAGCAUGGAGGAGCCUCCAGUGCGGGAGGAGGAGGAUGGCGAGGAAGACGAAGGCGCCCUGGCUAAGAGCCCCCUGCAGCUGACCACCGACGACGUGUACGACAUCUCCUACGUGGUGGGCCGCGAGCUGAUGGCCCUGGGCAGCGACCCCCGCGUCACCCGGCUGCAGUUCAAGAUCGUUCGCGUGAUGGAGAUGCUGGAGGCGCUGGUGAACGAGGGCAGCCUGGCGGUCGAGGAGCUGAGGAUGGAGAGGGACAACCUCAAGCAGGAGGUGGAGGGGCUGCGGAAAGCCGGUGUGUCCGGAGCCCAGGUGAACUUGGGACCAGACAAAAUGGUAGUGGAUCUGACAGAUCCCAACCGGCCCCGCUUCACUCUGCAAGAGCUGAGGGAUGUGCUGCAGGAACGGAACAAGCUCAAGUCGCAGCUGCUGCUGGUGCAGGAGGAACUGCAGUGCUACAGAAGUGGUCUGCUUCCACCCAGAGAAACUCAGGGAGGAAGAAAAGAGAAGGAUGCUGUGGUUACCAUGGGCAACGGUGAGAAGGAGGAGAGGACCAUUAUGAAGAAGCUGUUCUCCUUCAGGUCAGGGAAGCAUACCUAGACUGAAGACCAUCGCCAAGAUGGUAACUCUGCUGACUUGAGAAGAUGAUUGCCAAUAUGCCUUCCAGAACCAUCUUUCUGUGCCAGGAAUGUGUUUGGCCUGCUCUCAUGCUUCGCCCUCAGAGCAGUCAAGGGAAGAUGCUCUCAUGACUCUCCCACUCCCUGGGGAUAGAGCUGGAACUGGACAGCCAGUAAGCUUUGGCCAGGGCUAGUGUGGUAGUAUCAAGACCUUGAGAAAGCAAAGGAACACAGAGCGUGGCCGCAUCCAUGCAUGGACAGAGGCCUCUGGCCUGCAGUGCGUUCCUGCCUCAGCGAUCAUCUGGUCCUUAAUACGUGGCAAGGAGAGACGGAAAAGCAGGAGCAUGUGGAAUUGUCUUGACUGAUAGUUGGUGAAAAUACUUGAUUUUUCUCAUUCAACUUUCUUUAUAUGACAUUUGUAUUAAAGUGAAAAGACCUUUAUAGUUUC
Apodemus sylvaticus (European woodmouse) is the source of this 1348-nucleotide messenger RNA. RefSeq names its product Rab interacting lysosomal protein like 2 (gene Rilpl2). The transcript has 4 exons. Gene Ontology annotation, cellular component: ciliary basal body; cytoplasm. NCBI's taxonomy places the organism in Eukaryota, Metazoa, Chordata, Mammalia, Rodentia, Muridae. The record is from RefSeq and is a predicted model, not a curated record. Gene Ontology annotation, biological process: cilium assembly. The coding region runs from base 290 to 883 and encodes 197 amino acids. Gene Ontology annotation, molecular function: protein dimerization activity.